This is a messenger RNA of Myxocyprinus asiaticus (Chinese sucker), 7506 nucleotides long. RefSeq names its product serine-rich coiled-coil domain-containing protein 2-like. NCBI's taxonomy places the organism in Eukaryota, Metazoa, Chordata, Actinopteri, Cypriniformes, Catostomidae. Gene Ontology annotation, cellular component: microtubule cytoskeleton. The transcript has 11 exons. Gene Ontology annotation, molecular function: microtubule binding. The record is from RefSeq and is a predicted model, not a curated record. The coding region runs from base 1026 to 3947 and encodes 973 amino acids. Gene Ontology annotation, biological process: microtubule bundle formation.
AGCAGACAACAAAAGUUGCUAAAGUCUAAAGUUGUCGCUAGUCUAGAUGGCUCUUUUACUCGCUAAGGGGGUCAAAAAGUCGCUAAGUUGGCAACAUUGAACAAAACAGCGCGAAAAGUGGACGGAAACUAGGUUAGUGUCGCUUUAACACGAAACAGGAAACUCAUGAAUAUUCAUGUAUGCUCGGCCUAGUGCAUCCGAAAAUCUCAGAUUUCAAAACACCAGCCACAGAUAGCGCGCAGCACGUGUACGUACAGAGCGCGGCCUCCCGGCUUGCAUCACGUCCUACGUCAGAGUCACACUUUUAGCGCGCGUGAGAGUGUGGUUGCUGCUGUCGCGCGGGGGUCGAGAGGUUGUUCGAUAGCGCACGCUCCGCUGGUACAUCAGCUCACCGGCCUGUUCAAGCUUUAUAAACAAACUCGCUUUCAUGUUCGCUACGAAAUAUUAUAUAACGCGUUUGUUUUGAAGCACUGAGUCGCAGUGAGCCAGGUGAUGAUGGACGUUCCGCGCUUCAGAAGAGGAUGCUGGAAUGAGUCGCGAACAUCAUGAUGGAGUCUCACUUAAGUGCAGCAUCAGUGUUAUUCUGCUUUAGCGCGUUUAAACGCUGUGCUGUGCGAUAAUAGUGAUUUAUAAUCGCUUUCCACACCCGUGAACAUACCAUGCAAACGCUGCACUUUUCGGUCCCAAAAUAGAAAUGUAUGAAUAUCUUUUUUCGUUUUGUUUAUAAACACGUUCAUCUCUCCGUGUUGGUAGUAAAUAGUUAAGAGGCUGGAAUAAUCGCGCCAGUCAAGAGGAAUCUAUUCAUUUCUGUAGCAUAUUUUCUUUAAAUGUGCAUAACUUACUGUUUCACAGUGUAAUAUAUGGUGAACUUUAAAAUAUACGUCUACAUCAGCUGUGUUAAGUAAGAGUAAAGUUGAUCUCUCAAAGUCUUGAGAUCUUGACAUUGACCUCAUGGAUAGGCACGAAUGAGCUUCAUCAAACAGAUCUCUCUUUCUUGUGUUCAUCCAUGACUCUACUGUUUUCUGAUGGAACACAAGGUCCUCAAUAAGCCCUCCAUGGUGUCCAGACUGCCCAAAUUUGGUUCCCGUCCUGCCAAUGGAAUCCCUUCCUCCCUUCCCAAUGGUACAGCUCAGACUGUGCCCACACAAGAGGGCAAGGGUAUUUCUUCCCCUGCAAAGCCAAAUGGAGUGGUCAGAGCCUCCUCCUUUUCCAUGAAAUGGAAGAAGGAGAAUAGUGGGCCAAAGGACCCUUCAAGCCCGGAUGAGGGCACUCCUCCGGAAGAAAAGAAGGAAGUUCGCUCCUCUCGUUCUCCAGGGAAUAGGGAGUUAAAAAGCCCUUCUACUCCCUCAACCAAAGUGCGGAGGGCUGCUGCCUCUUUAUCCACUGGAAGCCCUAAUCCCAUGCCCAAAUCCCCAAAGUCCACCCCGAGUCCCAAAGCAAAGCCCAAAAACUCUCAGAUCAUGACACCCGCCAACAGCCAGGACACAUCCCAAAAAAGCCAGUCUAAGCCAACACAAAAUGGGACGCCACCUGUGGGGUCAUCAACUGGACGUACAGUCUCUUUAGUGCCCCAGCAACCGAGAGCAAACACUGGCUCUACUCGAAGCAGCUCCAAAGACAGCCUGUCCCAGUCAAACGACAGCCUCUUACGACAACCCCUUGCGUUGGACCCUAUGGUGCGUUCCCAGAGCUUCACCCAUUUCAAACAACUGCCCUCGCCAACCAACACACCCAUGACGCGGUCCUUCUCUUUCAACAAGGCUGUGGAGCUAGCAAAACCGCUAGCUAAUACACAGCUACGCCCACCAAGAACACUUGGACUCAAAUCGACCCAGAGCCUUGUGCUUGGGUUGGGGGGAUUGGGAUUUGGAAAGGGGCUGUCAGACCGACUCCCUGCUGCAAGUCCUACCUCAGAGGCCCUAACACCGCCUAAUAGCAUAAAACGGCCUCUUCUACCUAACUCUGUGUUGACAAAGCCCUCGAUACUUGCUUAUAGGCUAAAUCGACCAGUUGCUGCCAAACCACAGUGCCCUCUAGUGGUUGGGAGGACUUCUACAGAGAGUGAAGUUAUAACCCCACCUCUCACUCCAGAGCUACCCCACUGUACCACAAAAAGUGCAUCAGCUCCCACGGUUUUACAAGAGGGGCCUUUUACAGAACAGGGGCUGGAUGGGAACCUCCGUUUCACUACAGAGAGACCCGAGGACAAGUCUCUCUCCUCUACACCUUCCCUGGAGAGGAAUGACACUAGUGAGGAGUUCCUUGAUGACUUCGACCACCUAGGAGACCAAUCACAGCAUGGCAUUGCACAUAAUAAAAUUCCUAGGGCCAUGUCCACGCAGACACGCCUUCAGAGCUUCUUAAGUGAGACCAUGGAUUGGGCUGGGAUUGGUCUGGCAGGUGGUAAGGCAGAUUUGAAGUGUGGACUGCCCCGUGUGCCGCCUCUUAUGUCCCCAGAUGUGGAUCGUCAUGCAGCCUCCUCGCUGGAGCUCUCCCCCUCUAACAGCUCGGGAGGAACAUACAUGUGGGAUGAGGAGGGUAUGGAACCACUUGGGCACAACACACACUUACACUGCUGCAGCAGCUACGAGUCAGACCUCAACAGCAUAGACAUUCUGAACAACUUGGAUAACACUGCGUCAUGUGACCUGGAAGAAGAUGACCUCAUUCUUGAUGUGGAUCUGCCAGAAGACGGAGCCUUGCACAGUGAUGGAAUGGCCCACUUUGAGCGCUCUGAGAGGGGGGGCCGGCCAACUCAGUGGAGGAGAAGACAGCAGAGAUGGAGUGGAACGGAUCAUGCUCGCAAUGACAACAGGCUGGUUGGGUUGCAUUACGAUGGGUGUCCUACAGGCCAUCGGACUCUCCAUCAUGAAGUUCAGCAUGACAGUCACACGGUGGCGCUAGAUGACCUCACUCUCAAGCACAUGGUUGAGGACUGCUCAUCUGUUAAAUCACAGCUGCUCAAACUCAAGAGUCUACUGCAGAUGGAUGAUGGAGAUAUUUCUCCAGAGAGUGUGGAAUCCAGCGAAGACGACAGCAAAGGCCGGCAGAUGGAGGAGCUGAUGAAGGAAGUGGCACGUCUCAGGGAAGAGCUGAUAAAUAAAGAUAAAAUUAUCACUCGACUCACGCAUCAACAACAAUCUCCGGUGAGAUGUCAUUGUCAAAAGCAGAAGUUGGUGGUCAAAGGUGAGAGAAGAACACAUCAUGAUAAAUCCACUCAGACGGUGUGGCGGCCGCCCCAUCAUCACCAUGCUCCUCAAAUACUUCAGCCCAUCAGCCACAUCCCCAACGAGCCCCUCAUCCAGGGAAGACUAGUAAGAACAGUCCCCACCGGGGUCCCCAGUGAUGCCUGCACUGUAGUACAGAGAUCGCCUGCGUCCUGUCCUGCAUCCUGUACUCGUAUAGUACCUUCUCCUGCUCUGAACACUACUAGAGGCCCUCACAUGGAUUCGAGAUCUCUGCCUGAUCCAGAGGAGUUGAGCCAGUUGCUUAGCACCCACCUUCGCAUCCAAGACAACCACAAGAGCGACUCACAUGGCACUGGAGAACAGAUUAUGAGACCAACCCAAGACAACCUCCAAAACAAACUGCAAACCCCUCACCCCCUGUCCUUCUUCAGCCCUCGUGUCCUGCAGCCUCCCCAUCUACACGAACGGAUAACUCUCCCUGCUCUGCCUCUAGAGGGAGGUAGAGGGGUGAACCCAAAGCCUGGACCCACAUUGAACCACAAGGUCAAGCUGCUUCCUCCUCCAACCAGAGGUUUACCAUGCUUCAGUGCCAGGAACCACGUCAGUUCUUGGGGAUUCAUGCCCCAACUCUGGCCUCCAUUGGUCAGGAGAGAUUCUGACCCCAUCGAAGGGGUGGCUGACCCAGGAAUCUUGCUUGAGCACAAAGCUUCGGUACCGCUCAGUGUCUCCACAAGACUUGCAAAGCCAAAGAUCAACUGAGCAUAAGCUGCAGCCAUAGAGACAGAUUAGGCUACCUCCCUGAACGCAUGCAGACACGCACAGCUUGCACUAAAGAGUGUUUUUUUAGUGGCUAAACUCACAGGACAAAGUUGAAUAAAAACUUUUAAGCUAAACAAAGCAGCUAAGCUAUUGCAUCUAACUAUGCAACAAAACAGCUAUGUGUCACAAUCAGUGCUUCUGUUCCACAAAACUGCUCUUUCACUCAUAGGUCAUCUUAUUUCAUUCCAUAACCACUGAGAAUCCUUUCACUCACAGUAACAUAGUAUUUGAUACAAAGGCCUGCAAUGCACAAAAGAGAAAAGACAGCAAAGGAGAGAAGAAAUAUUGAAAAUUAGCAAUGGAAAGCAGUAGAAAAGUCUUUAUUUUUACAUGAUAUUCAUCAAGGUCAUAAUUGAUGUGAGAGAAGUGUCAUAGAUUGCCUGUGGAGCACAUUUUAGGCUCUCAGCGUCUUGAUAUUUCCCCAUGCGGCAUGCCCUCUGGCCACCUGCAGAGAUUCGGCUCUCACAUUAUGUGGUUUUAUGACAUUUACAUCACCAAUCUUCUGGGGUUUGACUGAGAAAACACAAAUUAUUGUCUACGUGUCCUAGAGCUCCUCUGAAAGAUCAAAAGUGUUAUAUCACAUGACCCAGUGUACUUGUCUCUUUUUAGUUACAGUAUUUUUAGUUACUGAAUUUAUCUGUUUGUCGUGUACUACUUGUGUCAUUCCACAACCUUGUCUGAAUUCUCCACAUAAACUCAAAGAAAAAGUCCAAGAGGCAAAAUUGUUUUACUUUUUGCUCCAGGUUCAUCAUUCUUUUUCUAACAUCUUGCAUUUCCGUUCAGCAUAGUCUCUUUGGCCUUUAGACCCAUGGAUUUGGCAGGAGGGUGCACAAACUGUCAGUGCUUCCUUGAUUUUCACCUUUGGCAUAAGUCGUGAUCAGCAGAUUUUAAUUUUAAUUAGGAUCAUGCCACCUAUAUUAAUAAGGUUCUUUUUCUUGAUUAUGGAUCAUGGCAUGCUUGAAGCGGAAACUUGUAAUUUUUUUCCUCUCCAGAAGUGGCAUAACAAUUAUAAUGCUUCUUAAUUAUUUAUACAUUAUAAAGAUGUUUACAGUUAAAAUGCCUUUGUUAAGCUACUCGCUGCUGCAGGAUGGAUCUAAAGAGCUUUUCUUGCCUUCUCUUUGGUGUAGACUUGGAGGUACUCUUGCAAAGACAACUUAGUAAAGGCUUAGACUGUAACCUCAAGUUUUGGAAAAAGUAUAUAGAGCUAAUAUAUGAAAUAAUUGUACAAUUUUCAGUUCAACCACAGAUGUCAAACUGUUGGCAUUUUUUCUGGCUGUGCAAGCAGUGAUGAUUCAUUUUAUUUUUUUAAAUAGCAAGGAUUCAAUACCUGGUAUUGUAUUCACUGAUGUUGAUGGUAAGGUGCUAAGUGAUGAUUUUAGGGUUUUGCACAUCAAAUGUCUAAUGUUGAGACUAAUUGGAAAGUUUGACCUGUGCCAAGUUUUAAUUGGUUCAAUUAUUUCUCAGGUGACCACAGUAGGUGUUUUUUUUGAUGGGGGGAGGUCAGAUUGCAGUUUCAAAACUGUCUUAAUUCCUACAGAACACAGCUUGUGUCUUUGUUUUCUGUUGAUCUGAGAUUAAGGUUGUUGGUCUUAUCUGGUUUUCUUCAGAGAAAGGCUUUACAUUCUCAAGAUUUCAUAAAUGUGUUAAGUUUCAUACUCCUACCCCAGAUGGUCUUGAGUUUGAGGUUUUGAGCUUGUGGCAUACCUUGAUACUUAAUAUAGUUAGUUCUGAAAACAUGCACAAUGUAAAACACAAAAAUAAUACACAAAGAUCCACUGCAUGGACAUCUGUACUUAUCUGUUCUGUGAUUUUGUAAACAAGAACCCACUGUGUGUGUGUAUAUCGAUAUAUGGGUAAAAAUUUACAAUAAAGUUCAUUUCGUUAACAUUAGCUAAUGCAUCAGGUAUCAUGAACUAACAAUGAACAAUAUUGUUUUUUCCAGAAUUUAUUCAUCUUUUUUAAUGAUAGUUCAUAAAAAUCAAUGUAUUUAUUGUUAGUUCAUGUUUGCUUAUAGUGCAUUAACUGAUGUACAACUUUUGAUUCAAAAAAAUUAUUACUAUGUUGAAAUUAACAUUUAAGAUUAAUAAAUGCUAUACAGGUAUUGUUCAUUGUUAGUUCAUGUUCAUUCAUGUUACUGUAUAUACUAAUGUUAAAAAAUUGAACUUUAUUGUAAAGUGUUACCAGUGCUAUAACUGUGACAUACAGUUUUCCCUGAAUGUAAGGAGUCAUACCUCAUGGACAUUUUUCUAAAGCAAAAUUGAUUUACUGCCAUUUUCCCACCAUUCAAUGGGCUGUGGGUGCUAAAACAGUCCCUCUCAUGGGCCACAUACUUCAAGACACCCAAAACAGAGAUGGUCAACCGUGUCUAAAACCACCUAAGGAAAAUCAAUGAAACGGGGAUAAGUGUGUCUGUGUGUGUUUCUCUGUCUCACCCAACUGUGUGGUUCUUCCAAGCAGCAAAUCAAUGGAGGGCUUGUUUUGUAAUGCUUUGGAGACUGUUUGUUUGUAUUUCUCUCUCUCUUGGUGUCUGUGCACAUGUGCAAGAGGAGAAGGGUCCCAUGUAAUGUGGUGUAGUCUUGCUUAUUGAAAGUUGCAGAAGUGCAUUGAUUCUGUCUGCUGCGAUCAGAGGUGAAUUGCUCAUGUCAAUAAGGUGCCAGUUUACAGCUUGGCUCAUCGUGUUUUUCCUUUGCCUGUUAAUGAGACUCAAAUAAAAAUCAUUUUAACUGACAUACUGUAAUUAAAUAUUGAGCUGGAGUUUUAUGAGACAUGCCAACAAAAAUUUUGGGGAACUAUGCAUUGUGGCAUUUCUUAUGUGUUAUAAUAGUGUCAGAUAUGUUAUAGAUGCUUUAUAAAUGUCAGGCUUAUACAUCCUAUUCUGUUCUCACAAUAAAGACAUUUUCAUUCAAGUUGAAGUAGAACUGCAAAGUUAACCAAACCAUUAAAACAGUUGUAGUACAAAAAUAAAUGAACUCGUAUUGUGUAAAAUACAGCUAUGACUUGCUGCCCAUGUGUGAAUACCUUCCUGUGGGAUUCUUUUCACCUAGAAAAUACCCUUAGAGCAUGCAACUUAAAAAAAAUAUCCAUGAAAAAUAAACACUUGCCAUGAAAUUCUUUUUUUUUUUUUUUUAUCUCCCAUUUCUCCUCCAUAUAGUUCAUGUCAUGCCAUGUUUUUCACCUGUUGUUACUGAGAGUGUGCAGUUUUGUGAAAUAACUACCAUACUCCAUUAGCUUAAUGAAAACAACAGUUGCCAACCUGUGUGUGUGUGUGGACAGAAAAGAUGUUUACUAACAUGACCGAAUUCAAGCACUUUAAAUGACCUGUUUUAACCUCCAGACAGGAGAAGACUGUGGUCUUUUUGACCUGGAUAGAUGCUGAUUGAUGUCUGUUUGAUUGUUUAAACGUCCUUUAUUUGGCUGUUUAUGUGUUUUGAUGAUCUCUCCCUGUGUGCCCUAUUCCAGUGGAAGGUUUGAGACUUUAAUAAAGUGAAAGAAAAAUAUU